This is a messenger RNA of Monopterus albus (swamp eel), 1344 nucleotides long. RefSeq names its product hyperpolarization activated cyclic nucleotide-gated potassium channel 5 (gene hcn5). The coding region runs from base 193 to 1344 and encodes 383 amino acids. The record is from RefSeq and is a predicted model, not a curated record. Gene Ontology annotation, molecular function: voltage-gated potassium channel activity. Gene Ontology annotation, biological process: sodium ion transmembrane transport; potassium ion transmembrane transport; regulation of membrane depolarization. Gene Ontology annotation, cellular component: HCN channel complex; axon; membrane. Lineage: Eukaryota; Metazoa; Chordata; Actinopteri; Synbranchiformes; Synbranchidae. The transcript is spliced from 8 exons.
GGAAGCGAGGGAGGGAACAAAAAGCCAGGUGUCUACUCGCCUCACUCCACUCAGCUUCAGUAAACCCGAGGCUGGGAAACUUGAUGGAAAAUUACCUUGUGACUGAGAAGGGAGGUCAGGACUGGUAGAAGCAGCAGCAGGGGAGAGGAUGGCCUGGGCCUUCAGCUGAUCAGAGGGGACCAAGGUUGGACUAUGGAGAAACUCAAAGGCCCAUCCGCUGGGUGCACCGUGGCCACCUGUGGAUGGAAAGCACUGCUUCUCCCACAGCUGAACAGACAGUCAUUGUACGUGUACGGCAGCGAGGUGGCCGUGGAGAAGGAGUGCAUCCGACAGUUGGAGAGUGGCGUCUUAGUCAUUCACCCGUUCAGCCUCAUGAGGAGUUACUACAUCAUGGGCAUGAUGGCCAUCACAUUUCUGAACCUGAUUGGGAUUCCCAUGGAGAUAGCGUUUCUGGAUGGGACCAGCGGAAUGGCAUGGGAGGGCUUUAACGUGUUCUCAGACACACUGUUCCUGAUAGACGUGGCUCUGAAUUUCCGAAUGGGCAUCAUAUCAGACGACAGCGAGGAAGCCAUUCUGGAUAUCAAGCAGAUCCGAGCCAGUUACCUGAGGACAUGGUUCAUACCAGAUGUUAUAGCAGCGUUCCCAAUCGGCUACAUUCUCCUGUUUGCGGGCUUACAAUACCACAACAAUGACAACCCUUCUAAGACCAACAAAGUGAUGAGGAUACUGAUGUUUGUGCGGAUCCUCAGCUUGAUCCGACUGGCUCGAGUGUCCAGACUGGUCAGGUUCUUCAACGAAGUAGAGAAAGUGUCAAAUGCAAACUUAGAGGUGGUCCGCCUGUUCUUCCGCAUCUUGUCUUUGUUCAUGAUGAUUUUCCUGCUGUGUCACUGGAACGGCUGCAUCCAGUAUUUUGUCCCCAUGCUGGAGGAGUUCCCCACUGACUGCUGGGUCCGGAAAGAAAACCUGAUGAAUGCCACAGUGAUCGUGAAAUACUCUUGGGGAGUAUUUCGAGCGCUCUCACAGAUGAUUGCUCUCUCCUAUGGCUCCAUGGAUGCUCCGACAAAUUAUGUUGAAAUGUGGAUCGUCAUGGUCAGCAUGGUGUCGGGCUGUCUGAUGUACACUGUCCUUGUGGCCAAUGCUACAGCCAUGAUCGCUAACGUCGACCCAGCGGCCAAGGAGUACAAGAGCAAGGUCAGCCGUCUGGAACACUACAUGGCUUUCAUGAAGCUCCCACCAGAGCUGCAGCUUCAUAUCAGCAACUACUACCAGGCUCGCUAUGGAGGGAAGUGGUUUGAUGAGAAGUACGUCAUGGACACGGUGUCCUCAGCACUCAAAGAGGUAUGA